Messenger RNA from Ilex paraguariensis (yerba mate), 1196 nucleotides. The record is from the annotation of a GenBank genome assembly. Lineage: Eukaryota; Viridiplantae; Streptophyta; Magnoliopsida; Aquifoliales; Aquifoliaceae.
AUGGCGAGCAUUAGCAAAGACAUGCAAGCUCGGGCCGAGAAGCUGAAGUCAGUCGUGACAUGCCCGAUCUGUAACAAGUUCUUCAAAGAUGCCACCGCCAUCUUUUGCAGAAAAUGCAUCAGCAAGAAGAUAACAGAAGAGAACUUGCGUAACUGCCCCGUAUGCGACAAAGAUCUAGGCUGUGCUCCACUGGAGAAACUCAGGAUGGACCACGAUGUGCAAGAUAUUAGAACAAGUAUCAAGACUUUUGCGAAAAUGAAAACUAAGGAACAUGAACUUGCAAAAGGAACCGCAAGCGAAGCUAAAGCUACAAGAAGAGAAGUUAAGGAACCUGAAGUUGUGCCCUCCAUACCUCUGUUUCCUAGGAGAAAGGAGAGGUCUCUAUCUUCCUUAGUGAGUACUCCUGGAGUAGCAAACAAUUCUGCUAGGAGUGGAAGAAGAAAACACUCUGCAAGAAAGGCUACAGCUUUUGGAGGAUCCACAUCCACUCUGCCCAUUGAGGAGCCAAUUACAAAAGUGGAUGAACGCCCUGAGAGCUCAAAUUCUCCUCUGACUCUAAACAAGAUUAUGCAGGAUAAAAAGCAGGCUAGUCUCUGUGCAUUGCUUGUUUGUCAUUAUACCUUUUUCAAUAACAGCAUUUUGCUUAACAUUGUCUUGCUGCAGAAGAAUUCUGCAGUUGAGUCCUCUAAGCAACACAUGCCUGACAAAGCUACUACAGAGCAGAGAGGCGAACCAUUUGAUGGAAUGACUGAUUUGUGGAAACCUCUGAAUUGCCUGGUAGAAGCUGGGGGUAUGACAAAGUCUAACAUGUCACACUUGGAAGGUUCUGUUAUGAAAUCAGCGCUGCCUAAUGUUCAUGAGGAUGUACCUAAAGGCAAAGGUAAGGAAUGUGCCAAAGACAGCAAAAAUACUACAACUGCAGCACCAUCAGGUUCAACCAAACCUAGAAAAAUGAGGCGUGGUCGAAAAAAAAGAGAAGUUGCCUCUGAGGGAUUAAACAUUCCGGCACAAGAAGUUGUUGACACCACGAACAGGAGAUCGGAGACAAGAGUUACUCCAAUCUGGCUUUCAUUAGUUGCUUCUGAUAAACAUUACUUAGUCCUACCAUUUUCUUACAUGUUGAUUGUUGUGACUAAUUGUCUUAGGAAAGGGAAUGCACCCUUGCCACAGUUACCUUCACGCUACUUGAUGAUAAA